CUUCAUUAGAAGUUGUCCCCAGUUGACGCAAACGAGGCUAGCCUGUAGGUAGGCCAUGGAGCUACGGCCACUUUUGUGUAUGGUAGCCCUCUCCUGUGUGACAAUUAUAUCAGGAUACAAUCAGACUUGCACAGAGGAGCAGUGGCAGUGUGACGAUGGCACUUGUAUUCGUCGUUCAUGGCGAUGUGAUGGUGGCAGUGACUGCAUCGACGGCUCCGAUGAAUUGAAGUGCUUGUGUGGUCCAGGUGAGACUGAAUGCGCGGACGGUUCCAGCUGUGUGAAAAUGUCUUUAGUGUGUAAUGGUCAGGCCCACUGCCCGGAUGGUUCGGAUAAAUGGAUGUGCACACAGAACUCGGGGUGUUUGCCUGGUGACUGGACUUGCCGUAACAAGCUCUGCAUCCCGAUAGAACUAAGAUGUAAUGGACGCAACGACUGUGGUGACGACUCCGAUGAGGAGGCUUGUGGUCCUUGUGGGGACCCCAGACUCCGCUGUCCUGAUGGAGUUUGUCUGACGGCCUCAGAGAGAUGUGAUGGUAUCACUCAGUGUUCUGAUGCCAGAGAUGAGCCUGCCUCAUGUGGUAAGAAAUGCUCAGAGAGGAAUGGAGGUUGCAGUCAUGCCUGUGUGGAUCAGUCAGCGGGGGCCGAGUGCCACUGUCCUGCUGGCAUGGUUCUCUCUACCGAUGGAGUUAACUGUGAAGAUUUUAAUGAAUGCUCCCAACCUUAUGGACCAUGCCAGCAAUUAUGUUUCAACACACCAGGCUCUUUUGCCUGUCACUGUCGUGAUGGUUUUAAGGAGCGUGCGAAUACCUGUCAGGCACAAGGGAAUGCAACAAAGCUUUUGAUCACCAGAAAGAGCGCCAUUGGAUUGCUGAACUUGAAAACUAGACAAAUUGAGAAUCUGUAUACAGCUGACCGGGACCCAGUAGCCAUCACGUAUGAUCUGGCGCGUGGCAGUAUUUACUGGGCUGACGACCAGGGCCGCAUCUUUAAGGCUGAAGGGCAGAGGAUUACUACCCUCUAUGAAGGACAAAUGGGGAUUGGGAGUCUUGCAUGUGAUUGGCUGAAUGGGCAUGUCUACUGGACCAGCGCCAAAACACAGACUGUGUAUGCUGGGAGCUCUGAUGGCAAUGGUGUUGCCGUGGUAAUGGCCAAGGGUGGCACCCCUCUGGACCUGGUUUUACUGCCCACCGAGAGAAACAUGUUUUGGAUAAACAAAGGCCAGAAUGGAGAGUUGAGCAUUGAGAAGGCAAGCAUGGAUGGCUACAGAAGGUCGUCCCUGGCUAUCAUCACAUCAGAAUUGCCAAGAGGUCUCACUCUGGAUGUAGCUUCUCGUCGCCUCUACUGGAUUAGUGAUUUCAAAAUGUCGAUAGAGACGGUGAAGUGCGAUGGCAGUGGGCGCUAUACAUUUUGGGACGUCUUCAAAGGCCGUGCUGCACGUGCUUUAUCUGUGUUUGAGGGUUUGUUCUACUGGGCAGACGACAAGUUCCUUUGGCAAAUCGACCCAAAGGACCCUAAACAGAGCAACUUUAUAGUCAAAGCCACCUCGCCCCAUAUGACUGUCUAUCACAGCCUUCAGCAGCCUCAUGAUGCACCAGCUGCCUGUGUUGCAUCACGAUGCCCCCUGUGUCUGCUCUCCAAAGUAGAGCCUGUUGGCUACACGUGUGCUUGCCCCAAAGGACUUCUCUCUCUAUCGGAUGGAUCAUGCUCAUAUUUUAAGCUUGUGUAUGCUACACCGACCAAUAUAUACAUGCUGGAGUUUGCUAAGAAUCCACCUGUGAAGACGUCGCUGUUGACCACCACGGAGGACAUCGAGUCUUUUGACAUCAGCUGGAGAGCUGGCUCCAUCAUCUGGAUUAAUGGGACAGGACAUCUGAAGGGCCAGUGGCUGAGUGGAGGAGAGUCUGUGUAUAUUCCAACCCCUGGUCCUGUGUGCUUGGUGCGUGUGGACCAACAGACGGGAAACCUGAUCUGGCGCUCAUGUGACGGGUUCACCGUUGGCGUCACCGCGGUGAGCCUCAGCCUGCCUGACCACAGCUACACCAAAACCUUAUACGAGAGCUGGAGAGGGGUCAAGGACCUGUAUGUGGACUGGAAAAGGGGCCGUCUCUAUUGGCUGGAGACCGCUUGUGUGCACAGUAUGGCGCUUGGUUUCUCUGGAGGGGACGCCCAGAACGUUUUCUGUAUGGAUGGGCAAUCCUCUGGAUACCUGGCGUUCGACAGGAAUUCUAACGCUUUUCUGUGGAACUCCAUGUCAGGACUACAGAUAGUGAGUCUGUUGAAGAUGAAGAAAUAUUCCCUGGGCAAGAGCUGGAGCGUCCAGGGGGAUAUCGAGGCGGUCUCGGAGCCAUUCAUAGUGUCCUAUGCCAGGAACAUCAUUACGCUGUGGGGGCGGAAGGAUGGAGCAUGGGUCACUGAAACCCCUGUAGAGAAAGGCAUCGUUGGUGUGGUGGUUGCAGAAUUGGAGCUAAUGUCAGGUCAAACUUCCAUCAAGGUCAGUCAAGAGCAAAGCUGCAGAUUCCCCUCGGUACUGUGUGAGGGCACGUCCCUGUGUAUCUCCCAGACCCAGCUGUGUGAUGGGAGGAGAGACUGCCCUGAUGGAGCAGAUGAGCAGGGCUGUGUCAAGUUGUGCUUUAAUACAGCUCAUUUCCUGUGCAAGGACAGGCGGAAGUGUAUUGAGAGGAACCUGGUUUGUGACGGGCGCUCCCACUGCUUUGAUGGAUCUGAUGAGGUUGGGUGUCCCACCGUUGCUACCAAGAUCUCCAAGACAACCCCUCUGAAGUGUCGCUUGGGCUCUAAAGCGUGCCGGGACGGCAGUGAGUGCGUCCUCCACAGUCACGUGUGUGAUGGCGAGAAGGAUUGUAGAGACGGAUCGGAUGAGGACGGGUGUGAUCUGUGUCAGGAAGGCCAGUUCCAGUGUGCUAAUGGGAGGAAGUGUAUUGACCAGAAGCAGGUGUGCGACGGGACGCCACAGUGUCAGGACCGCUCAGACGAGCUGGACUGCUGGGUGCCCACCAAGAGCUGCGCUCUGCGCUGUGAUGGCCAGAGCCGCUGCAUACCCCAGGUGUUCAUCUGCAACGGUGUCCAGGAUUGCUGGGACUCCUCGGACGAGGCUGGCUGUGCCAUUCCCCCUCCGGCUCCGAGAUGUGAUGGCCCCUCAGUGCUGUGUGAGGGGACGUCCCUCUGCAUCGCUCCUGACCAGCUCUGUGAUGGAAGGAAAGACUGCCCUGAUGGCUGGGAUGAAAAGGGUUGCCUCAGCAACUGUCCAAAAAGAGGCCAGUAUCUGUGCAAGGACAGGCGGAAAUGUAUUGAGAAGAGGCUGAUUUGUGACGGCCGCGCCCACUGCUUUGAUGGAUCUGAUGAGGUUGGUUGUCUCAACGUUGCUACCAAGACCUCCAAGACCACCCCUCUGAAGUGUCAUUUGGGCUCUAAAGCGUGCCGGGACGGGACUGAGUGUGUUCUCCACAGCCACGUGUGUGAUGGAGAGAAAGACUGUAGAGAUGGAUCAGAUGAAGAGGGGUGUGAUCUCCGCUGCAAACCAGGUCAGUUUCAGUGUGCCCAUGGCAGCAUGUGUAUUGACCAGAAGCAGGUGUGUGAUGGAACACCUCAGUGUCAGGACCGCUCCGAUGAGCUGGACUGCUUCAAGGCCACUAAGGGCUGCAGCCAUCGCUGUGAUGACAAGACUCGCUGCAUCCCCGAAGGCUUCUUAUGUGAUGGAGAAAAAGACUGUACAGAUGGCACUGACGAGGCUAAUUGUGGUUUCCCCACUCCUGCACCAAUCCCGUCCCCCUGCAGGUUCCCCUCGGUACUGUGUGAGGGCACGUCCCUGUGUAUCUCCCAGACCCAGCUGUGUGAUGGGAGGAGAGACUGCCCUGAUGGAGCAGAUGAGCAGGGCUGCGUGGAUGCAUGCUCAGAUCCAGCACACUUCCUGUGCAAGGACAGGCGGAAGUGUGUCGAGAGGAACCUGGUUUGUGACGGACGCUCCCACUGCUUUGAUGGAUCUGAUGAGGUUGGGUGUCCCACCGUUGCUACCAAGAUCUCCAAGACAACCCCUCUGAAGUGUCGCUUGGGUUCUAAAGCGUGUCGGGACGGGAGUGAGUGUGUCCUCCACAGCCACGUGUGUGAUGGAGAGAAGGAUUGUAGAGACGGAUCGGAUGAAGAGGGGUGUGAUCCUGUCUGCAAACCAGGCCAGUUCCAGUGUUUCCAUGGCAGCAUGUGUAUUGACCAAAAGCAGGUGUGUGAUGGAACACCUCAGUGUCAGGACCGCUCAGAUGAGCUGGACUGCUUCAAGGCCAUGAAGAGCUGCAGCCAUCGCUGUGAUAAGACCCGCUGCAUCCCUGAACACUUCCUGUGUGAUGGAGAGAGAGACUGUCAGGAUGGCACUGACGAGGCUAACUGCCAGUUGACUGCUGGUGUUGCCAUGGCGAUGCCAACCCCGCCCCCCUGCAGGUUCCCCUCGGUACUGUGUGAGGGCACGUCCCUGUGUAUCUCCCAGACCCAGCUGUGUGAUGGGAGGAGAGACUGCCCUGAUGGAGCAGAUGAGCAGGGCUGUGUGGAUGCAUGCUCAGAUCCAGGACACUUCCUGUGCAAGGACAGGCGGAAGUGUGUCGAGAGGAAUCUGGUUUGUGACGGGCGCUCCCACUGCUUUGAUGGAUCUGAUGAGAUUGGGUGUCCCACCGUUGCUACCAAGAUCUCCAAGACAACCCCUCUGAAGUGUCGCUUGGGCUCUAAAGCGUGCCGGGACGGCAGUGAGUGCGUCCUCCACAGUCACGUGUGUGAUGGAGAGAAGGAUUGUAGAGACGGAUCGGAUGAGGACGGGUGUGAUGCCGCCUGCAAACCAGGCCAGUUCCAGUGUUUCCAUGGCAGCAUGUGUAUCAACCAGAAGCAGGUGUGUGAUGGCACACCUCAGUGUCAGGACCGCUCAGAUGAGCUGGACUGCUUCAAGGCCUCUAAGAGCUGCAGCCAUCGCUGUGAUGAGAAGACCCGCUGCAUCCCACAAAACUUUGUGUGUGAUGGAGAGAGAGACUGCCUGGAUGGCACUGAUGAAGCUAAUUGUGGGGAGUCCACUGGGCCUCCAGGUUCUACUACCCUGGCACCAGCCUCCACCACCACCAUCACCUCCCCCUGCAAGUUCCCCUCAGUACUGUGUGAGGGCACGUCCCUGUGUAUCUCCCAGACCCAGCUGUGUGAUGGGAGGAGAGACUGCCCUGAUGGAGCAGAUGAGCAGGGCUGUGUGGAUGCAUGCUCAGAUCCAGGACACUUCCUGUGCAAGGACAGGCGGAAGUGUGUCGAGAGGAAUUUGGUUUGUGACGGGCGCUCCCACUGCUUUGAUGGAUCUGAUGAGGUUGGGUGUCCCACUGUUGCUACCAAGAUCUCCAAGACAACCCCUCUGAAGUGUCGCUUGGGCUCUAAAGCGUGCCGGGACGGGAGUGAGUGCGUCCUCCACAGCCACGUGUGUGAUGGAGAGAAGGAUUGUAGAGACGGGUCAGAUGAGGAGGGGUGUGAUCUCACCUGCAAACCAGGUCAGUUUCAGUGUGCCCAUGGGAGCAUGUGUAUCGACCAGAAGCAGGUGUGUGAUGGAACACCUCAGUGUCAGGACCGCUCAGAUGAGCUGGACUGCUUCAAGGCCACUAAGAGCUGCAGCCAUCGCUGUGAUGAGAAGACUCACUGCAUCCCACAAAACUUUGUGUGUGAUGGAGAGAGAGACUGCCUGGAUGGCACUGAUGAGGCUAAUUGCAGUCUCACUAUGCCUGGUCCAACCCCGUCCCCCUGCAGGUUCCCCUCGGUACUGUGUGAGGGUACGUCCCUGUGCAUCUCCCAGACCCAGCUGUGUGAUGGGAGGAGAGACUGCCCUGAUGGAGGCGAUGAAAGAGACUGUGUGGAUGCAUGCUCAGAUCCAGCCCACUUCCUCUGUGAGGACCGACGCAAGUGUAUCGAGAGAAAGCUGGUAUGUGACGGACGCAACCACUGUCCCGACGGCUCGGACGAGAGGAAGUGUCCAAAGCAACCCUCCUCCUGUGACCGCACGUGUGACGGCGGCACCAAGUGUCUGACCCAGCCGCAGAUCUGUGAUGGGACACACCACUGCCAGGACGGACAGGACGAGAGCAACUGCUCUGGAUACAAAUCCCGUUGGACCACGGCUUCCCCUCUGAAGUGUCGUUUGGGCUCUAAAGCGUGCCGGGAUGGGACAGAGUGCGUUCUGUACAGCCACGUGUGUGAUGGAGAGAAGGACUGUCGAGAUGGCUCGGAUGAGGACGGGUGUGACCUCGCCUGCAAACCAGGUCAGUUUCAGUGUGCCCACGGAAGGAUGUGUAUUGACCAAAAGCAGGUGUGUGAUGGAACGCCUCAUUGUCAGGACCGCUCAGAUGAGCUGGACUGCUUCAAGGCCACUAAAAGCUGCAGCCAUCGCUGUGAUAACAAGACCCGCUGCAUCCCUGAAGGUUUCUUAUGUGAUGGAGAAAAAGAUUGUACAGAUGGUUCUGACGAGGCUAAUUGUGUGGUGGAGGCGUGCGGGAGUCCUCAGUUCCAGUGUGGUAACGGCCAGUGUGUGGACCAGCCCCUGCGCUGCGACGGCUACGCUGACUGCCGGGACCACUCGGACGAGAAGGGGUGCAGCCAGCCACCCACAUGCCCCCCGCAGCUGCGCUGCCCAGGGAGUGAUGAGUGCCUGCUGCAGGAGUGGCUCUGUGAUGGGGACGAGGACUGCAGCGACGGCUCCGAUGAGCGGAACUGUAAGACUUCACUGCUGAAGUGCGGAGAGAUGCAGUGGGCAUGCUCCUCUAAGGACCAGUGUAUCCCCCAGUCCUGGAGGUGCGACGGCACCAACGACUGCCAUGACCACAGCGAUGAGACUGGAUGUGGCCAGGUGAAGUGCCUGACUGGGAAGUUCCCGUGCAGAAGUGGCGAGUGUGUGGACCUGGCGCUAGUGUGUAACGGAGCCACUAACUGUCUGGACAGCUCGGACGAAGGCCCAGGGUGUGCUAAAAGCAACUGCACAUCCUCCGGCAGCCCCCGUUGUGACCACACAUGCGUCCAGACUCCUCACGGAGCGAGGUGCAUGUGUAAGGCAGGCUUCAGGCUGCAGGCGGACGGGCUGACCUGUAAGGAUGUGGACGAGUGUAAGGAGAGUGGCCCGCCUGCAUGCUCACACAUCUGCCUCAACUCCCGCGGAUCCUUCCUCUGCCAGUGCAGCCCUGGCUUCCUGUUGGAGCCUGACGGGAGAACCUGUAAAACACCAGAUGAGCCCAGUCUGCUGGCCUCUAUGCAGUCAGAGCUGGUUCUGCUGGGCCUCAGGAGUGGGGACAAGAAUGUUCUGAUGACGCCGGGCAAGAAGCCCAUCUUCUCCGUGGACUAUGACUGGUUGGAGCAGCGAGUCUACUGGGUCAGUCUGGACGAGGCCAGCAUCAAGUGGGCAGCCCACGAACAAAAGUACUUGGGCACUCUUGUCACAGGUGUGAAAUCUGACUCCAUCGCUCUGGACUGGGUGGGAAGGAACCUGUAUUGGGUGGAUGGUGUGGCUGGGCAGAUUCUGGCCGUCAGACUGAGCCCCACGGUGGUCAAGCCCGAGAACUACACAGUGAUCCUGGAUGAAGAUCUGGAGCAGCCCCACUCCCUGGCUCUACUGCCUCAGAGGGGGUUGAUGUUCUGGUCAGAGAUUGGCUCGGAGCCUCAGAUAGAGCGGUCGGGCAUGGACGGCUCUGACAGGCGUUUGGUGGUGAGCGAGAGCCUCAGCUGGCCGGUCAGUGUCACCAUAGACCUGUUGGAGGAGAGAGUCUACUGGACAGACGAGAGGCUCAAAUGCAUCGGAUCUGCCUCACUGACUGGAGAGAACAUCAAGCUGCUUCAGCUGCCGGAGACGCCCAGUCCCUUUUCGGUGGCUGUGUUUAACGACAUGGUCUACUGGUCUGAUACCAAGAGAAGAACCAUUCAAGGAGCCAGCAAAGUCAAUGGCAAGAAUCGCAAAGUCAUCCUCAAGAGACCUAGCCAACCUUUUGGACUUAAGGCCGUCCACCCCCUCCUGCAGUCUGUGACCUCUAACCCCUGUGAGCGUCUGCACUGCUCCCAUCUGUGCCUCCUGGCUCCAGGGCCCCAGGCCGUGUGCCGCUGCCCAGCAGGGCUGCUCCUGGCUGGGGAUGGACUCUCCUGCUCCCCCCCGACUGAUUCCUCUUCAUCCUUUCUUCUCAUGCUGUCUCCCACCACAGUCACUCAGAUUUAUCUGCGUGGCUUGCGAGGUGCCAAAGAUCUGAAGAAGUGGCCAGAGCAUCGGGCCCUGCUUCUGCCCAGGAUGAACGAGGCCAUGGCGAUGGACAUGGUGAUGAAGGAGCGCCUGCUGUACUUGUCGGACGCGGGCCUGGCCUCCGUGAGCACUCUGAAGCUGAGCGGGUCGUCUCUGACCCAGACCCGGCACCUGCUCCAGCUGCCCGGUGACGUGGUGACCGCGCUGGCCGUGGACUGGGUCACACAGAACCUCUACUGGAGCUCACGGGCCCAACCGGCUGUGCACGUGACCACCGCUGACGGGCGCUAUACCACCGAGCUCCUAGUGGCUAGUGGGCACACCAUUUCCAUCGCCCUCCACCCGCCCACCGGGCGGAUGUGCUUCACCGCCACAGGAAGGGCAGGAGGGAGAGGCAAGGACGUUCUGCAGGUGGACUGUGCCUUCAUGGACGGGGCCAACCGCACGGUUCUGUGGGCGGACGCAGCCAUUGCCACCUCUCUGACCUUCUCCAACAAGGGCUCACAGCUCUACUGGGCAGAUAUUGGUAAAGGAGUGAUCGCUUCCGUAGGCAUUGAUGGCUCCAAGUACAGAGAAUAUAAGACUGGCCCAGACCUCAUUGUGUCCUUCACAUGCACUGACAAUAUCCUCCUCUGGGUCACCCUGGACAACGAUGUGACCAAGAUGUGGUACAGCGAUGGUUUCCAACCAAAACAGCUGUGGUUUGAGGUGAAGACCAAUGUCGUUGAAGUGAAGGCUUACAGCAGGUCCAGUCAAAAAGGAGGGAAUGCGUGUUCCGUGAAGAACGGCGGCUGUGUUCACCUGUGCCUGGCGCACCCAAGUGGGCGCACUUGUAUGUGUUCCCAUGGCCACCUGACCAAUGGUUCAGAGUGCAUGCCGCAGCAGCGGUGCACGGACGGCAGCAAGGCAUGCUGGGAUGGAACAUGCCUGCCCAGCGCCAAGUUCUGUGACCGGGUGCUGGACUGUCCAGAUGGCUCAGAUGAGAAAAACUGCCUUUAUGACAAGCCUGCAAUCCAGCCUAAAGUGGGCAUUGAGAAGCCCCGACGGCCUCGUCCCCUCGGCAACACCCACCCCAAGGCCAUGGGGAUGGAUAACCAGCGUCUGGAGGUGGGCACCUGUGCGGAGGAGCACUGCAGCGGGCACGGCACGUGCGUGAGUCGGGAUGGGGAGGUGGCGUGCAAGUGCUCGGCGGGCUACAGCGGAGACUCGUGUCAGGACGCGGGGUCCACUAACGUCGGGGUCAUCCUGGCUCUGCUGCUGGUCGUUGCCUGCGUCAUCAUCGCCGUCUUAGUCAUAAGAAAGAGACGUCAAUCUGCGAGGACUCCAGAGAAAGCCACACUCAUGACCAACAUGGAGGGCCGCAACGUCCACAUGGAAGGCUUCGCCAACAACCUCUACAAUGCAGACGAGGAAGAAGUGACUCCUGCAGACGUCCCAUCUUUGUGACGUGUUUUUAUAAUCUAAUGACUAAACUGACUGAAUAACAAUAAAAUGGAACAUUAAAAGUAAA
Messenger RNA from Alosa sapidissima (American shad), 9746 nucleotides. It is a transcript of the gene lrp13b, whose product is annotated as low-density lipoprotein receptor-related protein 2. The coding region runs from base 56 to 9682 and encodes 3208 amino acids. NCBI's taxonomy places the organism in Eukaryota, Metazoa, Chordata, Actinopteri, Clupeiformes, Clupeidae. The transcript is spliced from 49 exons. Gene Ontology annotation, molecular function: calcium ion binding; protein binding. The record is from RefSeq and is a predicted model, not a curated record.